This is a messenger RNA of Mangifera indica (mango), 1524 nucleotides long. RefSeq names its product putative receptor-like protein 16. The annotation marks the transcript as partial. Lineage: Eukaryota; Viridiplantae; Streptophyta; Magnoliopsida; Sapindales; Anacardiaceae. The transcript has a single exon. Gene Ontology annotation, molecular function: protein binding. The record is from RefSeq and is a predicted model, not a curated record.
CAAGAGUUGUAUAUUGACUACAAUGAUAUACGGGGUAUCUUACCUCUGUGCCUUGCAAAUUUGACUUCAAUUCAACAAUUAGACAUCUCAUCAAAUCAAAUUGCUGGAAAUAUCACUUCAUCUCCCCUUAAGGAUCUAGGGUCCAUCAAAGUGCUUUAUAUUUCAGACAAUCUCUUUCAAAUCCCAAUUUCACUCUAUCCAUUUUUUAACCUUUCAAACCUUAAAGAUUUCAAGAGUGAAAAAAAUCAAUUAUAUGUUGAGACUAAUUCAUACUCUUUGACCCCAAAAUUCCAAUUAAAUUCCAUAACAUUGUCUAGUGAUGGAAGUGUUGGCACUUAUCCUGAGUUUCUCCAUCAUCAAAAUGACUUGAGACAGGUUCACCUCUCUCACAUUAACUUGAGUGGAAAUUUUCCUCAUUGGUUAUUGCAUAAUAAUGCCCAAUUAGAAACACUUUGUCUAGUUGAUGAUUUUCUUUUAGGAACUUUUCAAUUACCAUUUGAGGCUCAUAUGCAUUUAAAAACAUUAGAUGUCUCCUACAAUUUCUUCAAUGGUCAAAUUCCAAAGGAGAUUGGUGCAAAACUACCAAACCUAAUGUCUUUAAACAUGUCUAAAAAUGGUUUCAAUUGUAGUAUUCCAUCUUCUUUUGGUGAUAUGAAGUCAUUGAGAAUUUUGGACUUAUCUAACAAUAACUUGUUUGGUGGAAUACCUGAACACUUGGCCAGGGGUUGUAUCUCACUAGAAAUACUUUGUCUAUCAAACAACAAUUUGAAAGGUGAUAUCUUCUCCAAUAAUUUGAACUUGGUAAAAUUGUUAUGGUUACAAUUGGAUAGAAAUCAUUUUAGUGGAAAGAUCCCAGAAAGCUUGUUAAAUUGCUCCUCUUUAGAAGUAUUGUUUCUCAAUGAUAAUCAUCUUUCGGGCAAGAUCCCAAGAUGGCUUGGAAAUCUAUCAUAUUUGGUUGAUAUGGUGAUGCAUAAUAAUCAGUUUGAAGGUCUACUUCCAAAUGAACUUUGUGAAUUAAAUUUUCUUCAAAUUUUGGACCUUUCAAUGAACAAUAUCUCUGGAAGAUUACCAUCUUGUUUUGGUACUUCAAGUAUUAAAACGCUUCACUUGUCAAGAAAUAGAUUACAGGGACAACUAAAAGAUGCCUUCUACAUUAAUAGUCCUUCCUUGGUGAUCUUAGAUCUUAGCUAUAACCUCUUAGAAGGGGAAAUUCCAGGUUGGAUUGGGAAACUCUCUUCUUUAAGUUACUUGAUCUUACAUAGCAAUAAGCUUGACGGUGAAUUACCAACUCAAUUGUGUGAUUUGGGAGAGCUACGCUUGAUAGAUCUUUCAAAUAACAAUUUUCAUGGUAAAAUUCCUUCUUGCUUAUAUUUUACUGCUCUCCAAAAAGGAAAUGGGAAUGAUGAAACUUUAACUUCUAGCUUAGAGGAUGGAGGUAUAUAUGGUAGUGCAAAAUGGCUUCGAAGGGAAAGUCAAGAAUCUAUAGAAUUCACAACAAAACGUGUAUCAUACACUUAUCAUGGA